This is a messenger RNA of Protopterus annectens (West African lungfish), 2687 nucleotides long. Its product is annotated as endosialin-like. NCBI's taxonomy places the organism in Eukaryota, Metazoa, Chordata, Ceratodontiformes, Protopteridae. Gene Ontology annotation, molecular function: calcium ion binding. The record is from RefSeq and is a predicted model, not a curated record. The transcript has a single exon. The coding region runs from base 50 to 2167 and encodes 705 amino acids.
AGAUCUUAUGCAGCAUCUGAGCAGAAACGCUAAGAAGAAAUAGGCAAAGAUGCUAUUAGUUCUCUGUAUAGCUUUCCUGCUGAUUUGCAGCACAGAAGCCCAGAAUCGGAUGCUGCAUGAACAGGAAGCUGUGUGCAAUGCUGAAGGAUGCUAUGCUAUCUUUUUCCACAAAAAAAGUUUUCUGGAUUCCUGGAGGAGCUGUCGUGAGAAAGGAGGUAGUCUGGCAAUUAUUAAGAGGCCAGAGGAAGCAGCAUUGAUUGAAGAAUUAUUUUCUGGGCUUGAUCUAACAGAAGACAAGGGACAACAAAAGUUUUGGAUUGGGCUACAAAGACAGCCUCGGCAGUGUACAACACUGAGACCACUGAGGGGCUUUACCUGGAUGACAGGGGAUCAGGACACCAAAUAUACAAACUGGCUGAAACCACCAACAACCACUUGCCCUGCUCCUCGGUGUGUAGUUAUGACUUAUGGUCGAGCAGCAGAGGUUCAAGCUGAAAACUUCAAGUGGCUGGAUGGAUCAUGCAGCAUACCAGUAGAUGGGUAUUUAUGCAAAUUCAGCUACAAAGGAAUGUGUCCAAAGAUUGAAAUCAGCACUGGCCUUGGUGAUGUGGUACAUUACACAACCCCCUUUAACCUGGUAAGCACACUUCUUGUUUACGUGCCUUUUGGGUCUGUAGCAACUGUUCCAUGUGGGGGUAUGAAACCUGACUUGUCAGUUCUCUGUGCACAGAAAGAGAAUGGACAGAUAGGCUGGUCCAGGGAAGAGCCUUUUUGCGAUGAGGAUCCUAAUGGGUUUUGCCUGAAAGACAAUGGGGGUUGUGAUCAUAUGUGCAUAGAAGCAAAAGAUUACUAUUAUUGUGAUUGUGAAGAGGGCUAUGUAUUAGAGGAUGAUAAACAAUCAUGCAGUCCAAUCGAUCACUGUGAACGUACCCCUUGCCAGUAUACCUGCAUUGGUAAUGGGGACAGCUACAUGUGCACUUGUCCUGAGGGCUAUAUCCUUGCAGAAAAUAGACAUGAUUGCGAGGACAUAGAUGAGUGCUCCCAAAUCACACCAUGUGAUCAGAUUUGCAUGAAUACUGUUGGGAGCUUUAAGUGUAAUUGUACCAAUGGAUUUCAGCUAAAAGGUGACUACUGUAAAGACAUAGAUGAAUGUAUAAAUGAACCUUGUGAUCAUGAGUGUGAGAAUACUGAAGGAUCCUACAAUUGCUAUUGCCACCUUGGCUUUAAACCUGGGGAGGAGGACCCCCACACCUGUGUGGAUACAGAUGAGUGCCAGAUACCUGGCACUUGUGAACAUAUGUGUGUUAACUACAUUGGAGGGUUUGACUGCUAUUGUAAUGAAGGUUAUGAGUUGGACUCAGAUUCAACUUCCUGCAGAGAGGUCAUGGCAACAGAAAGAAAAGAAACAGUAAAAUUUCCAAUAGAGAUUACAACUCCCAUGAUAAAUACUAACCCACAGCCUGUAGAAACAACUCAGGAAGACAAAAGUAUAAUAACAUCUAUAGAAGACUAUAUAAUGAUUGCUAAGCUACCAUCUGACCUUCCCCAGACAACAGUGCAGCAAGAAGUCACAGACGAAAUCUUGCACAAAUUUCAAUGGCGAAUAAAACAGGCAUCAAGUAGUCCUCAUACAGAAACAGAAUUAAACACAAAUUUAAUUACUGACAGCAAGGACAUCACUACAAUACAUGAACCGACAUCUGCACAAACAGAAUUAUUAAGUACUACAACAGACACUACCUCUAAAGAAAUGUAUUCGGGUCCUACGAGGGUCAGCCUGAUUCAUGCAAUGGAAAGUAUAUCACCGAAGGAAGCUAUUACAAAAGCAAGCAGUAAUCUUAACAUUCAUUUCACAAACAGGGUAAAGGUUUUGUCAUCAUGGACUGCACAGAACUCUCUACAAGGAUUGAAUAACUCCUCUUCAGUUCAUUUUGAUGGGCAUACCAAAGCAAACCCAAAGAAUGAUGACCGCUGGUUCACUGUGGCCUUACUGGUACCUCUCUGUACAUUUCUGGUUAUAAUGUUGGCCCUUGGCAUUGUGUAUUGCACUCGAUGUGGGAGUAAGAGCAAAACUAAGAGCAUUACUGAUUGCUACAGAUGGAUAACAAACACAACAAACAAAACUCCUGCCUCCAAAGGCAAUGGUUCAGACAAAUCAAAUGCAUAGGUACUGAACCCACAAAUAAAUGACACGUUUUGUGAUUCGCAGGCAACUGCAUAUUUUGUCUGAAAUAUUGCAAAGAUGCAAGCCAUCUUGUGAAGGAUUUUUUUUUUCUUUUAUAAUAAAGCAUAAAGUCACUAGGAGAAAAACUUGUGAAUAUUGUUAAUGAUUGGUGCUUGCAGUACUUAAUGUUGCCUAGUGGUGAAAGAGUUGCUACUGAGCUACAAAUCAACCACUGAUGAUUAAGCAGCAUUACUUUUUCCCAGCUAUAUGGCCUAUGGACCAAAAAUGUUGACCUUGUGUUGAAUUAUUGUAGAGCAUUCAAGAAACUGCAGCAAAGUCAUGUGUACAGUGUAAACCAAAUCUAAAAAAAAGGACUUGUGAAAAAAUCAGGUAUAUUUCAUUGCUGUCUUGUAUAGACCUUUUCUUUAGUUAACUGUUAUCACAACUGAAGCAUUUGUAAAAGUGUGCAUACUUUUUUGUUACAGCAUGAAUAUUGUUAAUUAAAAAUUAUUUCACUACUGUU